Drosophila nasuta is the source of this 1827-nucleotide messenger RNA. RefSeq names its product fibrinogen-like protein 1. The coding region runs from base 368 to 1417 and encodes 349 amino acids. Lineage: Eukaryota; Metazoa; Arthropoda; Insecta; Diptera; Drosophilidae. The transcript is spliced from 3 exons. The record is from RefSeq and is a predicted model, not a curated record.
UUGCGGGCAGUCGAAACAUUUAAAAUGGGCAGAAUACAAUUUAACGGAGUUUUAUUACUGAUGGUCCUUCAAAUAUUGUUGGUGGCCACAACAACUGGAGAUGAAACGUGUGAAUCAGACCGAAUAAUGGAAGAACAGUGCCGCAUUCAUAACUAUAAAACUGUUAAACCUUUGCUCAAUUAUUUUAGACAGGUUAGAAAUGAGUUAGAACAAAGUGAAACUAAGGAAAAGCAGAUAAGUGAAUUAAAUUCUGAUCUUAUGGAAAAAUAUCAUGAAAUUGUACGAAUACAUGAAAAAUUCAUGAACGAGGCAGCUCUAUUAAAUGAGUAUAAAAACAAAGUAAUCAAAGGGGGAAAACGAUUUGCAAAUGUGUCAAACUAAAGUUGAUAAAUCUGAAUCUGAAAUUAAUUCACAACAAAAUAUUAUUAAUAAUUUAAAAGAACAACUAAAAGAUAAAUCCACCAACUUUGAAAAUUGUCAAGUUCAAUUAAAAUCUGUUAGUUCUAGAUUAAUUGAAAAAGAUGAAAAUAUGAAGAGAUUAAGUGAGAUUAUUAAAAAUAACACCGAACAUCAGAUAACACUUGAGUUGGAAUUAGAGAAGAGUAAAUCUACAUUAAUAAACCAUGAAAAAGAUAUUCAGUUAUGUCGAUCAAAAAUCAACAAAUUAAAUAGGACAUCAGAGAACAAUAGAAUAGAACAGAAAAAGAUUCAACUGAAAUUAAAAGAAAGUGAAACUAAGCUAAUAGAUAAAGUAAACGAAAAUCAGUUAUGUCAAUCUGAACUUGAUAAAUUAACUCCAAAAACAUGCAUCCCUUUCGGACAAUAUUCAGGAGUUCAUCAACUCAAUGUCUCUGGCAUAGGUUUAUUCAACGUUUUGUGCGAUAAUCAGUUAGCUGGACAUGGAUGGAUCGUAAUACAACAACGAGUUGGGGGAAAUGAGAGUUUCAAUAGGGAUUGGGCAAAGUUUCGCAAAGGUUUCGGUUCUUUUGAAAGCGAUUUCUUUCUUGGAUUAGAGAAAAUACAUCGUAUCAUGAGCUUGCAGCGUUUCGAACUUUACAUACAUUUGGUUGCCCAGAAUAGAAGUGCCUACAACGCUCGUUAUGACGACUUCAAAAUAUCUGAUGAAGAUAAUGGAUAUGCACUGAGUUUGGGUGAAUUCAAUGGAACUAUUAUUGAGGAUGGCAUGAGAAACUCUAAAAACAUGAAAUUCUCAACAUUCGAUCACGACAACGACAAAGCUGGUGAUGGUAAUUGCGCAGUCUGGUAUGAAAGUGGCUGGUGGUACAAUAAUUGUGCUUCUUGUCCUUUAAAUGCACCAUAUGGGCCAAAUCUAGGUUGGUUGCAUAAUUGGUACAACAAUUUGUUACUUAAAGAAGUUAAGAUGCUAAUUCGCCCCAAAGAAGAGAUGAAGAAGUGACAAACUGAAAAGCUGAAAUUCCCAUAUUUGGCUCAAUUAUAUAAUCAUUUAUAUAUAAUUGGUGCAUUAAGGAAUUGCGUUCUGAAAAAUAAAACGAUCGACUAUUUAAUGCAGCGAUUAAGAUCAGUUUAUAUUGCAUUUAUUGUAUGUUUUGAUGAAGCAAAUUUUAAAUCUUUAGACGCUUUCAAUAGAGGUGCAAGUACAAAAGUCAGUAAACUUAUGAUUAUCCUGUAAAUAACCUUUCAAUAGAACCUUUAAUAUUAAUGUAAUUUAAGAAAUGAUCUAUACAUAUUCGUUUCUUAUCUAAACAUAAAUGAUGCAGUUUUGUUAGUACUAAUACAUACAAAAUUUUGUCUUUGCAACAUUAGUUGUGUAUAUGUAUGAAAAGUCAAUAAAAAACUUCCCCAUGU